AUGUCAACUUAAUAUAGAAUACUAUCUAACGAUAAUUAUAUUCGAGAUUUAGAAAGCAUUUCUCAAAGGUAACUUUGAAAUCAUAAUGAAAAGAGAGUGUCAUGAAUUAUUUAAUCAACCUCCUCCAUUGUUAUUAGGAGAUUAAUAUAAUGAUGCAAUCAAAAGUAAGGAAUUAAUUUAUUUCAAUUUAGGUAAAGGCAAAGAAAAAGGCAUAUUAGUAAAUAAAGAAAUUAAAAAAAAACAUGAACCUGCUUUAUUUUAAGAACCAGGUUAUACAACAUUAAAUGAUCCAUAUAAAGAUUAAUUCAAAGCAAAACAAAUUUAUUAUAAAGAAAGAGAAUUAGUAAUUAAAAACCAAAAUUGUUUCAAUCCAAAUGAUCAAAUUAAAUCAAUGUAAAUUUAUUUACUAAUAAUCAAAGUAAGCAUUCUGAAUUUGAACACAUGAAAGAAUUUAAUGAUAAAAUAUAUACAAUCAAAAUGAUUUCAGAAUUAAGUUUUAUCUAAGAAUAAUAAUAAGAAUAAAAAAUUAGAAAAAGAGAGAAAAAAAUAAGUCAAUUAUUUAAAUGA
Molecule: messenger RNA, 567 nt
Organism: Paramecium primaurelia
Lineage: Eukaryota; Ciliophora; Oligohymenophorea; Peniculida; Parameciidae
Source: the annotation of a GenBank genome assembly